This is a messenger RNA of Danaus plexippus (monarch butterfly), 3913 nucleotides long. RefSeq names its product E3 ubiquitin-protein ligase COP1-like. The record is from RefSeq and is a predicted model, not a curated record. Lineage: Eukaryota; Metazoa; Arthropoda; Insecta; Lepidoptera; Nymphalidae. Gene Ontology annotation, molecular function: ubiquitin protein ligase activity; protein binding. Bases 460 to 2634 code for a protein of 724 amino acids. The transcript has 5 exons. Gene Ontology annotation, biological process: proteasome-mediated ubiquitin-dependent protein catabolic process.
UAAAUUUACACACCUCAUCACGUUUAUAUAAAGUUAUUGAAUACUUCUUAGUAUACGAAAACACAUUUUUAUUGUGUUAUUAGGAACAAAAAAGAGUUAUUAAAAAUUCAAACUAAUAGUAACAUUGAAAUCAAAUGUCAGCAGAAUAUUCGUAUUUCGGGGUGAACGCUCCGCUUCCAUGUAGUCCUAGUAAUAUGGAGCGAUUUUUGGUUCAGUGAUGGGUUUCAGUGUAAACGUUCACAACAUUAAACUGACAUUGGCUUCUAGCGAGCAAAAUAUAAUAAAUAGUUUCUAUGUAUCAUGGUAUAUUAAGCAAGAAAGUAAUUGAUGUAUUAUUCUGAAGUGUUCCUCAGCACCUCGAUCAUAAGAACAGCAUCGAAGUAAGAGAACUCGCUCUGCCGUAUACAAAGGGCAUGGUUUUGAAGCAGCUUGCUGACCACUGAGCAUUCGAGGUCUACGAUGUCGGGCUCGGCGGCUCUGAACGCGGGGGCCGCGGCUCUGGGUGGGCUUGGCGGCUCGCUGGAGGACAAAGACUGCGAUCUGUUGUGUCCAGUCUGCUUUGAACUCAUCGACGAGGCCUACGUGACUCGUUGCGGACACUCGUUCUGUUACUCCUGCAUCGCCAAGUCGGUGGAGCUCCACCGGCGCUGCCCUAAAUGCGGCGCGGCGCUCGCCGGUCGGGACCACUACUUCCCAAACUUCCUCCUCAACGAACUAGUUGCUCGCCGGCGGCUUCGCUCGCGUCCACCCGCCGUGAGCGGUCCCGCUGCUGCCGGCUCCCCUUCCAGUGCCGCGGACGCCGACCGACUCCGCGCCCUGCUGGCCUCGGAGGCGCGCCACCUCGCGCUCCCCGACGUGGAGGGGAUGUUGGACGUCCUCACGCGGAGAAAGCGUCUCCUUGAGGCCGAGUCCGCCGCCGCACAUCACCGACUGCUGUACGAGUUCCUGGCGCAGCUUCUGAGGCACCGAACACAUCAGCUCGACCAACUCACCAGGGAGGCCGCGCUCGUUAAGAAGGACAUGGAGCACGUGUCGGGUGUACUGCGGGAACUGCGGGCGGGGGCGGCGGGUUUGGGCGGCGACGCGGAUCCCAGGGACCUUAGGGAUGUACGACCGCGGCUUGGCGAACUUGGUGAUGUACCUCGGAGUCCCCCCAACGAGGAGGAGGAGAGCUUUGCGUCGGCGACCGGCAGCGGGGGAGGGGGAGACGCCCUCGCCGCGCGGUGGCGGAGACUCGCGGCACACUUCGAUGACUUUGUGCAGUGUUACUUCGCCCACCGCGCAGACGAGUUAUAUUUCCCCGGUUCAGGCGCGGCCACUCCAGCCCCGCUCGCCCCCGCCGCCCCUCCGUCCACGGCUUCUUCCUCCACUGCCCCCCCGUCCUGUCCUCCCCCCGCCGGCUCCUCCAGCACACUGGUGGAUGCGGACGUGGUGCCCCAGCAGGCCUCCGCCCCGGAGACCCGCGCCUCCAGCGCCGCCGGAGACCAACGCGCGCCCGAGGGUGACCCGCCCCCACCCAGUGCUCCGCCUCCGCCGCCGACCAGCGUCGGCGGGACGGGAGCCGCGGCCGGCAGCGGCGCCGGCGGUGGCGAGGGCGGCUUCGGAGGACUCGAGGCCUUCCGGGAAGACCUCGCCGCGUUCACUCGCUACCGUUCCCUCCGCCCGCUGGCCACGCUGUCGUACUGCAGCGACGCCAUCAACUACUCAACGAUCGUGUCCACCAUCGAGUUCGACAAGGACGAGGAGUUCUUCGCCAUCGCCGGAGUCACCAAGAGGAUCAAAGUGUUCGAGUUCGAGGCGGUGGUGCGGGACGCGGUGGACGUGCACUACCCGUGCGCCGAGAUGCAGUGCUCCCACAAGAUAUCGUGCGUGUCCUGGAACGCCUACCACAAGAACGUGCUGGCCUCCUCCGACUACGAGGGCACGGUGAGCGUAUGGGACGCGGCGGCUGGCGUGCGUACGCGAGCGCUCCAGGAGCACGACAAGCGCUGCUGGUCGGUGCACUUCAACCGCGCCGACGUGCGCCUGCUGGCCUCGGGCUCGGACGACGCGCGCGUCAAGCUGUGGGCGCUGAACGCCGAGCGCUCGGUGGCCACGCUCGAGGCCAAGUUUAACGUGUGCUGCGUCCGGUUCAACCCGCGCUCCUCCUGCCACCUGGCGUUCGGCUCGGCGGACCACUGCGUGCACUACUACGACCUGCGCGCGCCUCGGGCUCCGCUGGCCGUCUUCCGCGACCACCGCAAGGCCGUCUCGUACGUGAAGUUCGUGGACGCCCGCACGCUGGUGUCGGCGUCCACGGACUCCCAGCUGAAGCUGUGGCGCGUGGAGUCCCCGCGGUGCGUGCGCUCUUUCACCGGACACACCAACGAGAAGAACUUCGUGGGUCUGGCCACCGACGGCAAGUACGUGGCGUGCGGCUCGGAGAACAACGCGCUGUACGUGUACUACGCGGGUCUCUCGCGGCCGCUGUUGGCUCAUCGCUUCGACGCCGUGCGCGGGUUCCUGGAGCGAGAGAGGCGGGACGAGGAGCCCGCGGAGUUCGUGUCGGCCGUCUGCUGGAGGCGAGCCGCGGACAGACCAGCGCUGCUCGCCGCCAACAGUCAGGGAGCCAUUAAGGUGCUAGAGCUGGUGUAGAGGGGGGCCGGGGGGGAGAGUGUUCUAAACUAGGUUGAUAAUUAUAUUACGAGAGAUAUUUAUGUUUAAAUAUUAUGUGACACUUAAGAAGAUUAAUAAUACCAUGGGGAUAUAAAUAUAUGUUCUACAUAUUCCGUAGAGUAAGCGUGUGUACACAUCUGAGUAAUAGUGUGUGUGAAAAUCCGAGUAAUAGUGCGUGUGCACGUCUGAGUAAGCGUGCGUGUGCACAUCUGAGUAAUAGUGCGUGUGAACAUCUGAGUAAUAGUGUGUGUGAAAAUCCGAGUAAUAGUGCGUGUGCACGUCUGAGUAAGCGUGCGUGUGCACAUCUGAGUAAGCGUGCUUGUACACAUCUGAUUAAAGGUGCGUGUGCACAUCUGAGUAAGUGUGAGUGUACACAUCUGAGUAAGCGUGAGUGUACACAUCUGAGUAAGCGUGAGUGUACACAUCUGAGUAAGCGUGAGUGUACACAUCUGAGUAAGCGUGAGUGUACACAUCUGAGUAAGCGUGAGUGUACACAUCUGAGUAAGCGUGAGUGUACACAUCUGAGUAAGCGUGAGUGUACACAUCUGAGUAAGCGUGAGUGUACACAUCUGAUUAAACGUGCGUGUGCACAUCUGAGGAAGCGUACGUGUACACAUCUGAGGAAGCGUACGUGUACACAUAUGAGUAAGCGUGCGUGUACACGGCCAGAUGUUAAUGUCUAUUUGGUGUUUUGACCGACUUCUUAAUUAAUAAAUUAGUGUUGUGAUGUGCUUUACAGUCAGUAAUGGUGUGUUACAGUACUUAGUAUAGGACAUAGGACUGCCUCAAUGAUUGUUUCAUGAUACGAUAUACAUUAUAUAUAGACUUAGGCUGUGCUUAGGAAGCUGAAGUAUCGAGUGAGGUGUUAUUGUUACAUGCUUUUUGUCGGACAUUUCCUUAUGGAGAGCUCGUUGCGACGGCAGAGGCGACGUGGCCGACUAGUGAUGUCUCGAUGUGAUGACAUACGUUAGAUGUUACUUAAAAUCGAUUCUUUCUAAUCGUCUUUCCAUAUUUUAUUGGACAACUCUACUGAUGUUCAGUGUUCAUCCGAUAUAUAGAUUAAGGUGUAAUUCAUUUUAAAUAUUACCGGAAAGGUAAAUAUUAUAUCUUUUGUGAAUUUUUAUGUAAGGCGUCCUACACACGGUACACUGUCGACUGUCGUACAUCCGCCGCAUGUGUGUAAGGCGCCUUUAUAAUUUUAUGUAAGGAGUUUCAUCUCUGUUUAUUCUGUACAUGUGUAAAUACAAGUUACGUUUUA